Messenger RNA from Symbiodinium sp. CCMP2456, 3747 nucleotides. The record is from the annotation of a GenBank genome assembly. Lineage: Eukaryota; Dinophyceae; Suessiales; Symbiodiniaceae.
AUGUCCGUGAUGCGUGCGAUCUUCUUUGUGCUCCCACUCGCGGCAGCGGAGCCCAAGUCGCUUCGCGGAGCCUUUGAUGAGGUGGCCUGCAGCGGCAACGGAGGCCUGGCAGAGCACGCUCCAUCGUGCUACGGAGGCCAGUUUCUUGUCGAGAAAUUCUCGCUCCAUGUCCUGAGCUAUGACGGCUCCACGGGCAUUGUGGACAUGAAGGCGGAAGGUCCCCAGUCGGCCGAAUGUGAUGGUGCAGAGUUCCAGAGUGACGACAACAUGAUCACCAUCGAGAAUGAUCAGGGGUGCGGCUUAGGCAACUACGAGUACUCGGUGAGGUACUGCCCGGAUCAGGACCAUGUCAUCGUGAACCUGGUGAAGCCCUACAACGCCCGCGUUGUCUUGCAGAGCCAGACUUGCCCCAGUGCCGGCGAGGUCCUGGCGGCCAGCGUCUUCUGGCUCGCGCGGAUACACAACUGGACGCUGCUGGUAGUGCCGUUGGCGUGGAUCGCUGCACUGGCCUUCUACCAUGUUCUUCUGGCCUUCUGUGUGAACCCCAUGGUUUUGCCGAAGGAUUUGUCCAGAGUCUCAGAGGCGAGACCGGGGGUGAUGAUGGUGCAGUCAAGAGUCAUGCUGUUGCGCGGCCUGCUUGACCUCGUUGUGGGUGUGGUCAAGGCUCUGAUCCUCUUGGGUGCUUGUCUCUGGGCCUAUCGGAUCCGUCUCCUCUCUGUGCAGAAAUAUGGGUACUUGAUCCACGAGUUUGAUCCCUGGUUCAAUGCGAGGGCCACGAAGUAUCUGGCAAAGCAGGGCUGGCAUGCCUUCUUCCACUGGUACGACUACAUGAGUUGGUAUCCCCUCGGGCGGCCGAUCGGGACCACCAUUUACCCAGGCAUGCAGAUCCUCUCUGUUUGGAUCUGGAGGGCCCUGAAGGUUUUUCCCUCGCCGAGGUCGCCUUUGAAGUGGGAGAUUCCGAGCUCCCUGGUGGAGUCGCUGCCUGCGGGAUGGAUCUCCUACCUCCCAGGUCACGGGAAGGCAGAGUUUUCGUCGAUGAACGUCAACGAUGUCUGCGUGAUGGUGCCAGCCUGGCUCGCAGCCGUCGCCACCUUGUCCAUCUUCCUGCUGACUUGGGAGGUGUCGGAAAGCUCUGGCGCGGGUGUAGCGGCUGCGGUGGUGAUGGCCAUCAUUCCGGCGCACUUGUUGCUUUUGUCCUGUUGGUGCGGUGGAUUGGUGCUCCAUCCCUCCUCCACUGCAUCAGAAGUGGUUCGGUACGUCCAGGCAAUGGCCGAGUGCGAGUGCCGAAAUCAAUGGUUCUUUCUGAUGGAGCUCGAGACGUACCUCCUGGUGAAACCGGAGCAUUGUGGCCCCGGGUAUCACGAGUAUCUCCUGGACCAGCUGCGUCAGAAGAUAGAAGGCACCGUGCAAGACAAAGCCGGGCUCAUCAUCAGUGUCAAGGAGAUCGAACCCACAGACAAAGGCAAGCUGCAUGAGGGGACUGGUCUGAUCAUGGUGCCCAUGAAGUACAACGCCCUAGUGCUGCAGCUUUUCAAGAACGAGGUCGUCGACGCCGUAGUCACGGAGCUCAACAAGUUGGGUUUCUUCUGUGAGGGCUGGAACUACUCCGAGGCCGAAACCGCCGGCGGCGCCUCCUUCGUGUCCGGCGACGGCACCUCCUGGAUCCGCCGCGAUGUCGCCGUGCGUGUGAAGCUCGUCGCCACCAAGCAGGGAAGUGAGGCGCUGCCAACGAGCCAGUUACGGAUGGUGAAGGUUUCGGAUUUGGGAUUUAUGGGGGAUGGCUCAGGUCUGUUUCAGACUUGUGUUGGCUACAGCUUCUUGGUUCCCAAGUACAACAGGUACAGUCAAUACAAAGGCCUUUUGAAUUUGAUAGCAAGGAGAGUUCGACAACGAGUGCGUGGCAAUGGCCGCAUUCUGUACAGCCUUCUGGCGAGUGCCGUGGCGACUUGGGGCGGCUACAUCUUCGUGAAUAACUUGAUCGGACUCCAUGCUGCAGUGUUAGUUGGUCUGGGCAAGUACAACUCCGGCCUCUACCGCGCCUACUCGCUGUGGUACGCGUUGGGGACGGCUAUGGCGACCCUGGUGCCUGUAGUCAGCUGGACGCCGCUGCGAUCGAUCGAGCAGAUGCCCUCGCUAGCGGUUUUUCUCGGCUUUCAGGUUUUAGAACUCUGCGACCUCUACCGGCGGCGGCGAGCUCCAACCAUGAGCGGCCUCAGAUUCUGCCUUCUCCGGGUGGCCGUCUUCGUGUCUAUUGGAGUGGUGGCGGCCGGGGUCUGCUGGGCGCUGAUGCAGUUAAACUACUUCUCACCGUGGUCCGCCCGGAUCCGCGGCCUCUUCCUGAAACACCGGAAGACCGGGAACCCGCUGGUGGAUUCAGUGGCGGAACAUCAGGCUGCCAGCGAUCAGGCCUACGACAUGUACCUGGGCACUCCGAGGUACUUUGCCUUCGUCGGCCUCUUCUUCUGCUGGCACCAGCGGACGCCGGCCAAGAUCUUCCCCGUUUUGUUUGCAGCAGUAGCCUACCACUUCUCGCUGCACCUCGGUGGUUUGGAUCGAGUCGGGCAUGCGAGGAAGAUGAGUCGUCUCCUCAUUAUCUGUGGCCCCAUCGUGUCCAUCCUGGCAGGAUAUCCGGUCGGGAUCCUGGCCGACUGGUGUCUGGAGCAGGUGAAGCGUCUUUUGUGUGGCCCCAGACCGGCUGAAGUCGAGGAGGAGGUUCCGAAGCGCACAGGCGGCAUGGGAUCUAUCUACCGGAUCUGUAAGAUGCUGAUGUGGCCGGUAACCUACACGGACGAAGUCACUGCCGUGGAGAAGUGGUCGACCUACAUCGCGACGAAGCAUCCCCUUGUAGAUCGUUCCGCAAGGCUCCUCCUGGCCGCCAUCCUGGCGAGCUGGGCCUGGCGCGAGGCCCAGGAGCCCUGGGAGAAGUUCGUGCAUCUGUGCUAUUCGCACGCGGAGUCCUUGGCGGGCCCAGGCUUGGCCUACGAAGCGCGACUUCGAAAUGGCAAGACCAUCAUUGUGGACGACUACUACCAAGGAUAUCUCUGGAUCGACAAGAACACGCCGCCGGAUUCCAGAGUUUUGGCCUGGUGGGACUACGGCUACCAAAUCACCGGCAUUGCGAAGCGGACCUCUGUGGCUGAUGGCAACACGUGGAACCACGAGCACAUCGCUACCAUUGGCCGCAUUUUGUCCAACCCGGUGAAGAAGUCGCACAACAUCAUGCGACACCUCGCCGACUACGUGCUAGUCUGGGCCGGUGAGAGGGAGACAGACCUCAGGAUCUCGACCCACUUUGCGCGGAUUGGGAACUCCGUGUUCCCGGACAUCUGCGGGCCCCGGGAUCCGACUUGCAGUAAAUAUGCAGCGUACCCGCAGCCAACGCCGAUGAUGCGUGAGUCCUUCGUCUACAACGCCGUGAAGCACAAGCUCCUUCCCGACGUUGAGUUGAACCCCAAGCUCUUCAAGGAAGUUCAUACGACGAAGCAUGGGCUGAUGCGAAUCUACCAGGUGCUGAACGUCUCGCAGGAAUCGAAGGACUGGGUGGCGGAUCCGGCAAACCGAAUCUGCGAUGCCCCUGGCAGCUGGUACUGCGUCGGGCAGUACCCGCCAGCAUUGAAGAAGCUCAUCGCGAAGCGCAAGAACUUCUCGCAGUUGGAGGACUUCAACCGCAAGCAGACCGAGAAGAGCGAUUACACCCGCCUCAUCGAGAAGCAGCAGCAAGAGACGGGCCGCGAUGCCGAGCUGUGA